This is a messenger RNA of Ricinus communis (castor bean), 3993 nucleotides long. Its product is annotated as suppressor of RPS4-RLD 1. Bases 129 to 3440 code for a protein of 1103 amino acids. Gene Ontology annotation, biological process: negative regulation of DNA-templated transcription. Gene Ontology annotation, molecular function: protein binding. The record is from RefSeq and is a predicted model, not a curated record. The transcript is spliced from 23 exons. Lineage: Eukaryota; Viridiplantae; Streptophyta; Magnoliopsida; Malpighiales; Euphorbiaceae.
CAUUCUCUUUUCUCUUUUCCUAUUCUACCCUCCUCUUUUUUCUCUCUCUUCAAAACCCGCCCUCACCAGAGAAAACCGAAAGAAAAAUAAAAAGAUUCAACUCGUUCGCGACUCAGUCGAGCUCGAUUAUGGCCUCGGCGAUCUCGGAGCGAGUCGAACUCGCUAAGCUCUGCGCCUCUCGAGAUUGGUCUAAAGCUAUUCGAGUCCUGGACUCACUUCUCUCUCAAUCCUGCACCAUUCAAGACAUAUGUAACAGAGCGUUUUGUUACAGUCAAUUAGAGCUACACAAACACGUGAUUAAAGACUGUGACAAAGCCUUACAGCUCGAUCCUAUGCUUCUUCAAGCUUAUAUUCUCAAAGGUCGUGCAUUUUCAUCUUUGGGAAGGAAAGAUGAUGCUCUUUUGGUGUGGCAACAAGGCUACGAACAUGCUUUGCGCCAGUCUGCAGAUCUGAAACAAUUGCUGGAACUCGAAGAGCUUCUCAAGUUUGCAAAACAAGAGAGAAACAUUGGUCUUAGGGACCAUGUGACAGAAUCUACACCCAUGAAUACAACUGAAUUUGCAACUCAUACAAAUGGAAAAUCAAAUGAAGCCUCUAAGAACCGAGAUCAAUUGAGUGAUAUCUCCAAUUCCUGCAGGGAGUCUGGAGAUGGAUCUGAGAUCUGUAGCAAAUUUGGGGGUAAUUUUGAUGCGAUGAAUGUGAUAAGAGAUAAAGCUGGAGGGGAGUCACCUAUCACUAUACCUGAAUGUAGACCUCAUAUGAAUGGAAAAUCAGAUGAUGUUUGUACAAAUCACGAUAAAUUAGGUGAUAAAUCCAAACUGCACAAUGAGUCAAGAGAUACAUAUAAGAUCUGCUGCAAUUCUGGGGAUAACUGUGCCAUACAAAAUUACUUGAGCAGAAAAGCUGAAGGGGAUGUAAAGACUGAUAAGAAUGGAACACAUAACUUUAUUGAUAAAAUUAGUGAUUCUGAAUCCUGUAAUGUCUUGAGCGAUACAUCAGUACCAUCAAGUAAAUCAUCUACUAUAUCUAUCAGCUCAGGUGAUACGAGUGAUAUUCGUGUCAAGUUGAGUAAUAAAACUGACAUACCUAAUGAAGCGGGUGAUGAAACCAAGAAAAGUAAAAAGUUCUCUGUAACUAGGAUUUCAAAGACCAAAUCCAUAACUGUAGAUUUCCGGCUGUCAAGGGGGAUAGCACAGGUUAACGAAGGAAAAUAUGCAUCUGCCAUAUCUAUCUUUGAUCAGAUACUGACAGAGGAUCCCACUUAUCCCGAGGCACUAAUAGGUAGAGGGACAGCACAUGCAUUUCAACGGGAACUGGAAGCUGCUAUUGCUGAUUUCUCAAAGGCUAUUCAAUCAAAUCCAUUAGCUGGUGAGGCGUGGAAGAGAAGAGGGCAAGCCCGAGCUGCCUUGGGGGAAUCCAUAGAGCAGGCCAUCCAUGAUUUGACCAAGGCAUUAGAGUUUGAACCAAACUCAGCAGAUAUUUUACAUGAAAGAGGAAUUGUUAAUUUCAAGUUUAAGGAUUUUGAUGCUGCUGUUCAAGAUCUGUCUGCAUGUGUGAAGCUUGAUAAGGAUAACAAGUCUGCCUACACAUAUUUAGGUUUGGCACUAUCUUCAACUGGCGAAUACAAAAAGGCUGAGGAGGCGCAUUUAAAAUCUAUCCAACUUGAUCGGAGUUUCCUCGAGGGAUGGGCUCAUUUAACCCAGUUCUACCAAGAUUUAGCAAACUUGACCAAAGCUUUUGAAUGCAUUAAACAAGUUCUCCAAAUUGACGCAAGGUUUGCAAAAGCUUAUCAUUUGCAUGGGCUGCUGCUGCAUGGAAUGGGAGAGCACAGGAAGGCUAUCAAGGAAUUAUCACUUGGCUUGAGCAUUGAAAACUCAAACAUAGAGUGCUUGUAUUUACGAGCAUCCUGCUAUCAUGCUAUUGGAGAAUAUGGAGAGGCGGUGAAGGAUUAUGAUGCGACACUAGAUAUGGAACUGGACUCGAUGGAGAAGUUUGUACUUCAAUGCUUAGCUUUCUAUCAGAAGGAACUUGCUUUAUAUACAGCUUCCAAGAUCAACAGUGAAUUCUGUUGGUUUGAUAUUGAUGGAGAUAUUGAUCCUCUCUUCAAGGAGUACUGGUGCAAAAGGUUGCACCCCAAGAAUGUGUGCGAAAAGGUGUACAGACAACCUCCUCUUCGCGAUUCUCUGAAAAGGGGUAAGCUGAGAAAGCAAGAUUUUGUUAUUACAAAGCAAAAGACAGCUCUUCUAAUGGCUGCAGAUUCAAUCGGCAAGAAGAUCCAAUAUGAUUGUCCUGGCUUCUUACCCAACAGGCGUCAGCAUCGAAUGGCAGGAUUAGCUGCUAUUGAAAUUGCACAAAAGGUCUCAAAAGCAUGGCGUUCUUUGCAAGCUGAAUGGAAACAUUCUAAUAAAAGCAUGUCAAAAUAUGGCAAGAAAACUCGGAGAAGAAUUAACAUGCCCAGUCAGAAUAGAGGUGGUGCUGGUUGUAGUAGCAAUUCUUCAGAAACAUCAACUUCAUAUGGGAUUUCAGAGGAGAGAUCAUCUGGUCGUCAUAUGAUAUCAUGGCAAGAUGUUUAUUCUUUGGCUGUCAAAUGGAGACAAAUUUCUGAACCCUGUGACCCAGUGGUGUGGGUUAACAAGUUAAGGCGUGAGGAGUUCAAUACUGGAUUCGGGUCUCAAACGCCAUUGAUUCUUGGACAAGCUAAAGUUGUUCGAUACUACAUGAACUAUGAAAGAACAUUAGAUGCUGCAAAGACCAUCAUGAAGGAUAAACUGUAUGUGCACAGCAAGGCAGAUGAAGUCAUUGAUAUAUCCAAAGAUGAGAAAUUACGAGAUAUCAUGGAUGCUAAAACUUGUUCUGAGCUUUACAAAGUGAUUGGUGAGGACUUCUGGUUGGCUACAUGGUGCAACAGUACUGUAAUUGAAGGGAAGCGGCUUGAAGGGACAAGGAUUACCCUGAUGAAAAUGGGUGAGCAUGGAUUUGAUUUUGCAAUUAGAACACCAUGUACGCCUCCUAGAUGGGAUGAGUUUGAUGCUGAAAUGGCAAUGGCAUGGGAAGCUGUAUGCAAUGCUUACUGUGGUGAAACUUAUGGGUCCACUGACCUUGAUGUGCUUGAGAAUGUUAGAGACACAAUUUUAAGGAUGACAUACUACUGGUAUAACUUUAUGCCGCUAUCUAGAGGUUCUGCUGCUGUCGGAUUCAUAGUUUUGCUUGGAUUACUUCUUGCUGCUAAUAUGGAGUUUGAGGGGAAAAUUCCGAAAGGGAUACAGGUGGAUUGGGAAGCCAUUCUGAACUUUGAACCAAGCUCCUUUGUGGAUUCCAUUAAAAGUUGGUUGUGUCCUUCUCUCAAGGUCACAACAUCUUGGAAAGAUUAUCCAGAUGUAGCAUCAACGAUUGCAACAACAGGAUCAGUUGUAGCUGCUCUGAGCUCUUACAAUGAUUAACACUCCAGAAUCCUUAAGAGGUGAGUUAGUUACGUUAUUUGGGGACAUUUGAUUUCAUGCGAAAAUGAAAUACUCUGAUGAUCUCUUGGUCUUUGGAUAACAAAAGACUGCCAAGGACUUGUUCCUUCUGCUUAGGGAAAUUGAUGCACCGUGAAAGAAUAUUCUCUGUUUGGGGCAUAGAAAUGAUCCUGAUAGAGUAUUGACGUACCAUGCAAAUUCAACUUUGUGAUUUUUAAAUUGAUGCCUUGAAAGCAACGUGUAUUAGGUUGUCGGUUUUUCCUGUGGCAAAGGGUUCCGGUGGACUUAUAGAUACUUCAAUUUCACAGAAGAUGCUUUUGCAAUCCUUGCUGUCUUAACCAUCUUGUAAGCAUAUGUAAUCUUUGUUGUACUAUUUAUGUGUUGUACAGAUUAAUAUAGAUGCAAAAGUUUUUACCCUCUUAUUUGUUCUCCAUACAUCUGAAAUAAGUGCAUGUAUUCGCUGUAUUUCACUAGGGAUAUCUGCCUCUUAAUUGUGAAUUCAUAAGCUCAAAAAGAAUGUAGUUCAUUGAUGUCA